Molecule: messenger RNA, 727 nt
Organism: Aspergillus aculeatus ATCC 16872
Lineage: Eukaryota; Fungi; Ascomycota; Eurotiomycetes; Eurotiales; Aspergillaceae
Exons: 2
Coding region: 5-517 (170 amino acids)
Source: RefSeq, a predicted model, not a curated record
UGGAAUGAUCCUCUAUGAAAGAAAGAUCGAGCAAGGCACCCUGAUCCAAUCGAUGGAUGUGGAUGUCACUCGUCGCUCCUUGGGCUGGCUGUGCAAGCAGUCUACACAGAAGACGCGUCUUCCUCAAUUGGCCAGGAAACGAGCUGAUAAGAAGAAAGGUACUUCAAUGUUGCGAGCACGGCUCCACAUAGUUGUCGAACUUCUUGCACUCCACGCGAUGGCCAUCAAACGACGGUCCAAGAGGAAGUGUUUUACUGACAAUACUCAUACCGCUAAAGUCGUCGAUCGUUCGAUUUCAUGCAAUUUACCUGAGCUAGCAAGCCCGGAUGAUGUGGUCUACCCGCUGUUCGACGCUGUCAUGACGUUGGACACUUUUGCGGUGGUGAAUAUCGUAUCCUCUUGGAUCGCAACUAUCGUCCCCGAUACCGAAGGGCAGGUGGAAUUGAUGCUGUCAAUGUGGUCGUAUAUCUAUAUCAUUCUCAACGGCAGCCCGAUCACUCUUUGGCUACAGAGUUAACGCUGACAACAAUACCUGCCAUGCUGCUUCAUGAUGCUUCGGAAAGGGUUAUGAUAGGUAUUGUCAUGCGCCGCUUCUUUUCACCUGCAUCUAUCCGCUUGUCGUACUAUGCAUGUUUAUUAUGUUCCACCACUAAGAUACCUUUGCAGAUAGUGAUAGUUCCCUAUUAUCUUCAUGUAACAAAUCGAAAAACCUGAACGGAUACUAGUC